AUGUCGCAGCAAGCUUUGCUCCAGUCCUUUUUUACCCAGUCUUUCCAGCAAGGGACAGCCCCCCCGCAGAACAGGAACACUCCGGUCCCCAACCCAACCCCAUCCGGAGCUCAGGAACAGGAAUUCUCCUCGACCUUUGCAACAGAAUCCGACUACAACGACCCAUACCAACCAAGAAUUGACUACCUCUACCCGAGCAUUGUCCCCCAGGACACCCACACCCAGACGGACCUGAACUAUAUCACCUGGGCCAUCAGACAUGCUACCAGCCGGAUCUGCCCACCCUCCGACAGGAUUGAAAUCCUCGAAGAGCAAACAACUACACUCCGGAGAACAGUGGAUACACUGAGACACCAGAUCGAGGCGCAGACACAUAUGAUCACCAAUAUGCAUUCGGCGAUCCACGCCCUCCUCAGCAAACAACCGCAACCGCAGCAACCGCAGCAACCGCAACAACAGCAACAACAGCAACAACAGCAACAACAGCGAAAACCACAACAACCGCAAGGACAGAGAAUGCCCCCUCCAGCGGUCCCACAAACAGUUCCCCAAGCAGCGCCACAGGCAGCUCAUCGGGCCCCCCUACCCGCACCCCCCCAACAAGCCCCACUCCGGGGAUGGAAGGCAGGCACCUGGGCCGCCGUGGCCUCGGCACCCGGCCCUGCCCAAGGAAACUUCCAGGUUGUCGAGAGGAAAAAGAAGUCCGCAAAGCCAAAAGCGGACCCCCUCUUCAAACCAGAAUACACCAAAAUCAACAGGGAGAUCAUUGUUGAAACCACUGCCCCAUCCGAUGUCAACCCCUCUGAGAUCAGGACCCUAGUCAAUGCAAGGAUUCAGGACGAAUCCUGCCAUUUCAUUUCAGCAAGGAGAACACCCAAGGACAACUUCAUCCUGGAAACAAAGUUCGUCACCCCUGCAACAAAGGCAAUGGAAUAUGCCAAAGAAAUUGAGGAGGCCCUCCUCACCCUACAGGUACCGGUCACUGUCAUCCGCGCAAACUCUAAAUGGUCAAAGUUUCUCCUCCAUGGAAUUCCCACAACGGUCAGGGAGGGCAUCGAGGCGGGACAAUUGGUAGCAUCAGAAAUCAGAAGCAACUAUGGAGAGAACUUCCAACUUGCACAGAUUCCCCGCUGGAUCUCCAGAGCAGAGACUCGAAUGGAGAAAACCCACUCAUCAAUGGUCAUCGCGCUCCCAGGACAAAUUACAAUGGAAACACUAGGAGUUAAAUUCCUAUCUCUCUUCAACCGAAGCUGCCAUAUCGAGGCCUUCCUCCCAACCUUCCCGGAUACUCAGUGUGCAAAGUGCCUCGAGUACGGCCACCGCCAAGAGAAAUGUAAGAACAAUGGGAAAUGCGGCCACUGCGCCGGAGAUCAUCUUACCAGUUUUCACCCAUGCAAUCAAUGCCAGGGAGGAUAUAGAUGCACCCACACUCCAAUUAGAUGCCUGAACUGUAAAGGAGCUCAUAAGGCCUCCGACCCAGCAUGCCCCGAGAGAGCCAAACGCCGAUUCCUCAAUAAAGGGAAGGAAAAUGCCCCACCCGCUCAAGACCCACCGGCCGCACCCGUCCAGGAGCUGCUUCCAAUAGUUCAAGUACCAGCCACCACCCCAGUCGGAGCCACACCCAUUCCCGAAGAUGACCAACCCAUGACAAAUAAUGCUUAUGCCUCGAACCACCGCGCUCGCACACCAACUCAAUUGUGCACGGAGCGAACUCAUUACCAAGGCGGCGGUAGAAGAAGCGGAAACAGACUCUAG
Molecule: messenger RNA, 1755 nt
Organism: Morchella sextelata
Lineage: Eukaryota; Fungi; Ascomycota; Pezizomycetes; Pezizales; Morchellaceae
Exons: 1
Coding region: 1-1755 (584 amino acids)
Source: RefSeq, a predicted model, not a curated record